Molecule: messenger RNA, 1143 nt
Organism: Diplodia corticola
Lineage: Eukaryota; Fungi; Ascomycota; Dothideomycetes; Botryosphaeriales; Botryosphaeriaceae
Product: cyclin
Exons: 1
Coding region: 1-1143 (380 amino acids)
Biological process (GO): regulation of cyclin-dependent protein serine/threonine kinase activity
Cellular component (GO): cyclin-dependent protein kinase holoenzyme complex; nucleus
Molecular function (GO): protein kinase binding; cyclin-dependent protein serine/threonine kinase regulator activity
Source: RefSeq, a predicted model, not a curated record
AUGGUUUCUUACUCCGCCACCCCCGAGCAGAACGCUGCCGCCCUCGACUACUUCAUCCAGCUCCCCGUCUCCAAGGAGAUGAUCGCCUACCUGGCCCGCAAGGCGUCCGACGUCAUCCGUUGCGAGACGCCCCAGCAGCAGGGCAACGUCAACAAGAACCUUCCUCCCACCCCUCCCUCCACUCCUCCCCAGAGCCAUGCCCAGCCCUUCGGCCGGGAUCCGGCCCUUCCCUCGGUCGAGGCCUUCAUCAUGUCGCUCGUCGACAGGUCCCACGUCGGUGCCGCUACCCUCAUGAGCUCCCUCGUCUACCUGGCCAGGCUCAAGUCCCGCCUCCCUCCGGUCGCCAAGGGCAUGCGCUGCACCGUCCACCGCAUCUUCCUCGCUUCCCUCAUCCUGGCCGCGAAGAACCUGAACGACUCUUCUCCCAAGAACAAGCACUGGGCCCGCUACAGCACCGUCCGUGGCUACGAGCACUUCGGCUUCUCGCUCACCGAGGUCAACCUCAUGGAGAAGCAGCUCCUCUUCCUCCUCGACUGGGACCUCCGCAUCAACCAGGAUGAUCUCUACUUCCACCUGGAGCCUUUCCUCGCCCCCAUCCGCGACUACCAGGUCCGCCAGGCCGAGAGGGCCCAGCAACUCAAGAAGAUCAAGCAGCUCCGCGAGAUCCAGACCUACUACCAGGGCCUCGGCCACUCUGUCUCGCUCGAGUACUGCGCUCACCAGGUCAAGAACGGCGCCAUCACGCCUCCUGCCGAGCUCAGCAACCCUUACUCGAGGUACCGUCUUGACAGCCGGCCCUCGACCGGCAGCUCGUCUGGCUCUUCGUCGCGCAUGCCGUCGCUUUCGCCACCUCAGCGGUCCGGGUCGGCUGCUUCGUCGCACUCGGACCUGUCCAGCACCGAGUCGACGCCCAGCUCAAUUUACCACUCGGAGAUGCCGUCGGUCCACCGUUACGACAGUGCCACCAACGCAGCGGUUGUGCACAUGCCCCAGGCGCCACCCAAGGCGUACAAGGCCAUGUACCACUCUCAGCUGCCUCUGCCGAUGGAACAGCAGCUCGACGGCGAGAAGCCAUCCAAGAAGCCCAAGACCAGCGGUGGCUUCUUCGCCCGCUUCCUCGGCAACGCUGGCGUCCGCGUCUAA